GAUCAAAGGAUUUGUAUCCCACUGGACUGCAAGGUCUAUAGUUCAUGGCAAAAAAACUCAUCAAAAAGAACAUUUUAGUAGUAAGUCUCAGUUUGAACUCAGGGUAUUCCAUAUUCGUGGAGAACAUGCCGUAUCAACUGCUCAGCUUGAGGAAACCAUUUUACACCUGAAGAAUGAACUUGAUAAUAAAUUAAACAGAAGAAAUGAAAAAGCAAAGGAUAUUGCUGUUUCUACUGAAGAUGAUAACCCACCAAAGACAUAUCGAAAUGUAUGUAUACAAACUGACAGAGAAACUUUCAUAAAGCCUAGUGAAGAAGAAAACAGAGCCGUGAAAAAUAACCAAAUAGUACCCAAAAAGCUUAAUAUUUCUUCUUUGUCACAUAGUAUUUCUGCUCAAAGUGAAAAUAAGGACAGUUACAAUGUACAGUCUUCAGAAAGUGUCUUAUCUUGUCAACCAAAACAAAUGCUGACUCCUCUGUCACUACCACCACCACCACCACCACUACCACCACCACCACCACCUCCUCCUCCUCCUCCUCCUCCCCUUCCUGAUAAUUCACUACCAGGUUUAGUUCCUCCACCACCACCUUUGCCAAUGGCUCUGACUUCACUGACAUCUCAGUUUGGAUCUGAUCCACCACUGCCACCUCCACUUUCUGAAGGCUGUAGGAAUUUUCAAGCACCACCGCCGCCGCCACCACCACCGCUUCCAGGGUUGGGACCUCCUGUUCCUCCUCCACUGCCUGGAUCUGGGUUACCUCCACCUCCUCCACCUCCUGGGCCUGGGUUCUUUUUUAAUAGCACUUUAUCUUCAAACCAAGGUCCUCGAAAACCCGCCAUUGAACCUAGUCGUCCCAUGAAGCCUUUGUAUUGGACACGGAUACAAUUACAAGGCAGCAGAAAAACUGCUAUGCCGACAUUAUGGGAAUCACUAGAAGAACCUGAUAUACUUGAUACUACUGAGUUUGAAUAUUUAUUCUCCAAAGACAACACUCAGGAAAAAAGAAAACCAUUGUCAGAGACUUAUGAAAAAAAAACCAAGGCCAAAAAGAUUAUCAAACUGUUGGAUGGAAAACGGUCUCAAACUGUAGGAAUUUUAAUAUCCAGUUUGCACUUGGAAAUGAAGGAUAUUCAACAAGCUAUACUGUGUGUUGAUGACUCUGUAGUAGAUCUGGAAACACUGGAAGCACUAUAUGAAAAUAGAGCACAAAAGGAUGAGCUGGAGAAAAUCACGCAAUAUUAUCAGACUUCAAAAGAGGAGGAACUGAAGCUUCUAGAUAAACCAGAACAAUUUUUGUAUGAAUUAUCUCAAAUCCCAAACUUCACAGAACGAGCUCAGUGUAUCAUCUUCCAGUCAGUUUUCUCUGAAGGGAUAACAUCAGUGCACCGGAAAGUUGAUAUCAUAACUCGUGUUUCCAAGGCUUUGCUGAACAUGACAAGUGUAAAGGAAAUUUUAGGUUUGAUUCUGGCUUUUGGAAAUUAUAUGAAUGGUGGGAAUAGGACCCGAGGUCAAGCUGAUGGAUUUGGUUUGGAAAUACUCCCCAAACUAAAGGAUGUCAAAAGCAGAGAUAAUGGUAUUAAUCUUGUGGAUUAUGUCGUCAUGUAUUACCUACGUCAUUGUGAUAAGGAAGCAGGAACAGACAAGAGUGUUUUUCCUUUACCAGAACCACAGGAUUUUUUCCAGGCCUCCCAAGUUAAGUUUGAAGACCUAAUAAAAGACUUAAGAAAACUGAAGAGAGAUCUAGAAGCCUCUGAAAAGCAGAUGAAGUUAGUUUGCAGAGAGUCUUCUGAAGAGCAUCUCCAGCCCUUCAAGGAGAAACUAGAGGAAUUCUUCCAGAAAGCUAAAGAAGAACGUAAAAAAGAAGAGGGCAGUUUGGAAAAUGCACAAAAAUGCUUUGAAGAAACAGUGGGAUACUUUGGGAUAAAGCCCAAGCCUGGCGAGAAGGAGAUCACACCAAACUACGUUUUCACGGUUUGGUACGAAUUCUGCAGUGACUUCAAGACCAUUUGGAAACGAGAGAGCAAAAGCAUUUCCAAGGAACGAAUUAAAGUAGCCCAGCAAUCAGUAAGCAAGUUAACUGGAGAGAAGAAAGUUGAAACAAAGAAAAUCAAUCCUACAGCCAGCCUGAAAGAGAGACUACGUCAAAAGGAAGCCAAUGUGACUGCCAACUGA
Molecule: messenger RNA, 2173 nt
Organism: Mesitornis unicolor (brown roatelo)
Lineage: Eukaryota; Metazoa; Chordata; Aves; Mesitornithiformes; Mesitornithidae
Gene: FMN1
Product: formin 1
Exons: 15
Biological process (GO): actin nucleation
Cellular component (GO): cytoplasm; nucleus; endoplasmic reticulum membrane
Molecular function (GO): microtubule binding
Source: RefSeq, a predicted model, not a curated record